UCCCACUUGCGCGAGCGAUGCGCCUGAUCCUGCGCGAGCCGUUUCAUCUGACAGACGAAUGUAUUUGUAAAAUUAGCCGCAUAAACAUACAAAUUUUGAUAUGAUUGCGAUCAAAAUGCCUCAUGGAAUCGACGAUGCGCCUUCCUGAGAUCUAAUGAUGACAGAAGAAGCGUUUUAAUCGGCGCGAGGAUCGAUGGAGAGACUUUAAUGUCAGAUUGAACCGCUAAGAUGAAUAAUGCCUGGGAAGUUAAAGGCGAAGAUUGUUGCCGGGCGGCACCUGCCUGUCAUGGACCGUGCCAGCGAUCUCACAGACGCCUUUGUGGAGGUGAAGUUUGGAAACACAACAUUUAAAACGGAUGUGUACCCCAAAUCCCUGAAUCCCCAGUGGAAUUCAGAGUGGUUCAAAUUCGAGGUGGAUGAUGAGGAUUUGCAGGAUGAGCCAUUGCAGAUAACUGUUCUUGACCAUGACACAUACAGCGCUAAUGAUGCCAUAGGAAAGGUGUACAUUGACAUUGAUCCACUGCUCUGCAGUGAAGCUGCUACUGUCAUUUCUGGCUGGCUCCCCAUCUACGACACUAUACAUGGUAUAAGAGGGGAAAUCAACGUUCUGGUGAAGGUGGAUCUCUUCAACGACCUGAACCGCUUCAGACAGUCUUCAUGUGGGGUUAAAUUCUUCUGUACAACAUCCAUUCCCCGAUGUUACCGGGCCAUUAUGGUACAUGGCUUUGUGGAAGAGCUUGUGGUAAAUGAGGAUCCAGAGUACCAGUGGAUCGACCGUAUCAGAACCCCUCGUGCGUCCAACGAGGCCAGACAGAGACUCAUCUUUCUCAUGUCAG
This is a messenger RNA of Sinocyclocheilus grahami, 836 nucleotides long. RefSeq names its product C2 domain-containing protein 5-like. Gene Ontology annotation, cellular component: plasma membrane. The record is from RefSeq and is a predicted model, not a curated record. Gene Ontology annotation, biological process: positive regulation of protein targeting to membrane; intracellular protein transmembrane transport; positive regulation of D-glucose transmembrane transport. The transcript is spliced from 6 exons. The annotation marks the transcript as partial. Gene Ontology annotation, molecular function: calcium-dependent phospholipid binding; calcium ion binding. Lineage: Eukaryota; Metazoa; Chordata; Actinopteri; Cypriniformes; Cyprinidae.